Molecule: messenger RNA, 1593 nt
Organism: Ornithodoros turicata
Lineage: Eukaryota; Metazoa; Arthropoda; Arachnida; Ixodida; Argasidae
Product: vesicular integral-membrane protein VIP36-like
Exons: 8
Coding region: 22-1026 (334 amino acids)
Biological process (GO): endoplasmic reticulum to Golgi vesicle-mediated transport
Cellular component (GO): Golgi membrane; endoplasmic reticulum membrane; endoplasmic reticulum-Golgi intermediate compartment
Molecular function (GO): D-mannose binding
Source: RefSeq, a predicted model, not a curated record
AAUGCCACCUCAUAAUUCAUUAUGGCGCCUCACAAGAUGCUGCAGAAUUUCGUGUAUUUAUUCCUUUUUGGAAUAAUUUGCCUUGUGGAGGAUCUACUUGCCACGUCUCAAUGGAACACAAAAGACUAUUUCAAAAGAGAACAUUCCCUCGUAAAACCGUACCAAGGUGGUGGCAUGACAAUUCCCAACUGGGACUUUCUUGGUAACACAAUGGUUACAAAUUCCUAUAUUCGUCUCACACCCGAUCACCAGAGUAAACGAGGAGCGAUUUGGAACAAAGUUCCUUGCGGGUCAAAGAACUGGGACGUACAAGUACACUUCAAAGUGCAUGGCACUGGAAAAGAGCUGUUUGGUGAUGGUUUUGCAAUAUGGUAUGCACAGGAGGCAUUACAAAUAGGCCCUGUGUUUGGUAGCAAGGACAAGUUCUCUGGACUUGCGGUUUACCUCGAUACCUAUGCCAACCAGAAUGGUCCCCACAAUCAUGGCCACCCCUACAUCUCCGCCAUGGUCAACAAUGGCACCCUGUCUUACGACCAUGACCGCGAUGGAACUCACACCGAACUCGCUGGCUGUGAGGCAAAGUUCAGAAACCUAGAUUACGACACCCACAUUUCUAUCCGCUACGAAAACGAUGUCCUGACGGUAUCAACGGACAUCGACGGCAAGAAUGCCUGGAAGGAGUGCUUCACGGUAAAGGGAGUGCGUCUGCCAACGAACUAUUUCUUUGGUGCCUCUGCAGCUACUGGAGACCUGUCGGAUAACCACGACAUUAUAUCGAUAAAAAUGUACGAAUUGGACAUCCAGGAUGAGAAGCCACAAGAUACGGAGGACCGAUCAAAGAUUAUUCCUGCAGCGUCAUACUUUGCACCGCCUCGAGACCACGUGGAGGAUCCACCGCCACCUAUGUCUGGAACGAAGCUCUUCCUUAUUGUGUUGUGUGCCAUACUAGGAAUAAUCCUCUGCGUCAUUGUGGGCUACAUUGUUUUCCAGCGACAACAAGAGACUUCGAGAAAGAGGUUUUACUAAAGCGCGGGUCUUGGGCAUCGGGGCACAUGAAUCACCAAAUCGGAUCCAAGCGUGGGCUUCCGUGCAUUUUUUUCACACACUUUCCUCAUAAAAUGCCAUGAUCAUUGCCAGUGCUACUUUUUUUUUUUCUUCUUCUUUCUUGCUGUGGCCAAACACAUCACUGAACAGAUCACAUACGCUGGCCAUCCUUUGUUGUCACGUGUUUAAUAUUGAUGUCCAUCAAAAUUUUGCGCGAAUUACCGUGGAACAAUCAAAGUCGGAUCUGAGCAAUAUGUAUGUCGCGGUUUCUAUUGGUUAGGGCUUUUUCUUUUUAUUAAUACGUAUACUGAUCAUGUUUCAUGUCAUUAGAAGCUUUUUUCAGUGAGAAAAACUCUGUUUUACAGUCGUGUGAGAAAUCCGAGGUGAUCCUUCAGCACUGCAUCUUGUGAAGCUGUUCUUUCACAACCUCUAUUUGUUGUGCACUGCAAGAGGGACAUACGUAAAUGUGUGCCAGAGAAGGGUGACAUAUUUCGCAUACCAUUUGUGUAUUGCAUCUGCCCUGAAAUAAAAAUGGGAGGUUGCUUGUCA